Molecule: messenger RNA, 249 nt
Organism: Aspergillus neoniger CBS 115656
Lineage: Eukaryota; Fungi; Ascomycota; Eurotiomycetes; Eurotiales; Aspergillaceae
Exons: 1
Coding region: 33-188 (51 amino acids)
Source: RefSeq, a predicted model, not a curated record
AACAAUAUUUCCUUCGAAAGAAGCUGACCAAGAUGAUGAACAUGAAGAUGUUGGCCAGUGGAACUAGGCCGCAAUUGGGUAAGCUUCAUACCUUAAUUACCCACUCAGGAUGGCGGGAAAGAACUUCUCUGGUACAACGGAUCAUGAUAUCAGCACACUUCAGCACUCUUUGCCACCCACCCACCUGAACACGGGAUCACCGUUGAGAGGGAGGCUGGAGGUUACAAGUAAGGUGGCUAAAGAUACCGG